Molecule: messenger RNA, 3585 nt
Organism: Trichoderma gamsii
Lineage: Eukaryota; Fungi; Ascomycota; Sordariomycetes; Hypocreales; Hypocreaceae
Product: ATP-dependent RNA helicase DHX8
Exons: 1
Coding region: 1-3585 (1194 amino acids)
Biological process (GO): spliceosomal complex disassembly
Cellular component (GO): intracellular anatomical structure; catalytic step 2 spliceosome
Molecular function (GO): ATP binding; RNA binding
Source: RefSeq, a predicted model, not a curated record
AUGGAUGACCUUUUGAAUCUCGAGCUCCUGUCCCUCGUUUCAAAAGUCACAUCCGAGCUGCAGAACCAUGUCGGCAUCAGUGACAAGACGCUCGCCGAGUUCCUCAUCGCACAGCGACUCGAGAGCACCUCCAGCGAUGACUUCCGCAAGAGGCUCGACGGGCUCAAUGCCGACUUCCCUGCCAGUCUGGUGGACAGUCUAGAUCGUCUGGUGGUUGCCAUGCACCCCAAGUUCAAAGGACAGAAUGGCGCUGCACACGACAAUGAGCACCAUCACCGGACGUUUGAAGAGAACGAAAAGGUGUUUGGCGGACUUGCUUUGCCCGACAAGCAAGUCGGCUACGACGACGGCGCGAACGCUAUCGACGAUACACUGGCGCUUCUAGAAGGGCUUGAGGGAAAAGCCAGAAAAGAGAAGAAAUCUCGGAAAAGGAGUAGAAGUCCAGACGAGGAGGGUAGAGAUUCGAGAUCGCGGAGGCAUAGAUCAAGAUCCCGAGACCGAAGGAAGCGAGACAAGCACAGAUCGCGGUCGCGGUCGCUUGAUGAAGGAAAUGAAGACUGGCGGGAUGGAUUUCGGGAUUCGAGAAAAUCGCGAAGUCGGCGGAAGUACGACGAUUUUGAUGGCGACGACCACGACGAGUUUCGCCGCGCUCCCGCACCAGAAAUGGACGACGAACCCAUUUUGAACAAGAUUUACGAAGGCCAUGUCACUGGUAUCAAGGAUUUUGGCGCUUUUGUCAACUUGCAUCACGUCAGAGGAAAGGUCGAUGGCCUGGUUCACAUCUCUCGCAUUGUCUCUGGUCAGCGUGUAAACCAUCCUUCCGAUCUGCUCUCCAGCGGCCAGCAAGUCUGGGUGAAGGUGAUUAGCAUCGAGGGUCGCAAAAUCGGAUUAGCCAUGAAGGACGUUGACCAAGAGACUGGCAUGGAUCUCCAACCACAAGCACGACUUACAACCGGCGCAAAUAUGGAGGCUCUUGGUGGCGGUGGAAGAAACGGGUUUGUCGACAGUGCUCCAGCAAUGCCUCGCGAUAGCUUGGGCCCUCCUAGACGACAAAAGAAGAGAAUGACCUCACCGGAACGCUGGGAGAUUCGACAGCUUAUUGCCUCGGGAGUAGCCAAAGCGUCAGAUUAUCCCGAUCUCGAAGAGGACUAUAAUGCAACGCUGCGUGGAGACGGCGAAAUGGAAUUGGAGGAGGAUAUUGACAUUGAAGUCCGAGAAGAAGAGCCGCCGUUUUUGGCUGGUCAGACCAAGCAAUCUCUUGAGCUUUCGCCAAUUCGAGUCGUCAAAGCCCCUGAUGGAUCCAUGAACAGAGCUGCCAUGGCCGGCACAUCACUAGCCAAGGAGAGAAAGGAGCUCAAACAGAAAGAGGCGGAAGAGGCUGCUAAGGAAGAAUCAAAGGAGAGCUUAUCGGCUCAAUGGAACGAUCCGAUGGCCGAUCCCGACAAACGCAAGUUUGCCAGCGACCUAAGGAAUGCACGAAUGAAUGCCAAACCGGAUGAAGAGCCUGAAUGGAAAAGGGCAGUUAUUCCCAAGGGACAAUCGCUGGGCAAGCGAACAAAUCUCAGUAUCAAGGAACAGCGAGAAACUCUGCCCGUCUUUGCGUUCCGCUCGCAACUGAUAAAAGCAGUGCGAGAGAACCAGAUCUUGAUCGUUGUCGGAGAGACUGGCUCGGGAAAGACGACGCAACUGACCCAAUACCUGGCAGAGGCUGGAUUCGCCGAAAAUGGCAUCAUUGGCUGUACGCAACCUCGUCGUGUCGCCGCCAUGUCGGUUGCGAAGCGUGUGGCGGAAGAGGUUGGCUGUAAACUGGGCGAAGAAGUUGGAUACAAUGUUCGUUUCGACGACUGCACCAGUCCUGCUACAAGAAUCAAGUACAUGACAGACGGCAUGCUGGAGAGAGAGAUUCUUAUGGACCCUGACAUGAAGCGAUACUCUUGCAUUAUGCUUGACGAGGCACACGAGCGAACGAUUUCUACAGAUGUUCUGUUUGCGCUGCUCAAGAAGGCACUGAAGAGGAGGCCGGACAUGAAAGUUAUUGUCACCUCAGCCACCCUUGAUGCUGAUAAGUUUUCUGCUUAUUUCAACGAAUGCCCCAUCUUCACGAUUCCGGGCCGAACAUUCCCCGUCGAAAUUUUAUACUCUCGCGAGCCCGAGUCCGAUUACUUGGACGCUGCGCUUGUUACAGUGAUGCAGAUUCAUCUGACAGAGCCCAAGGGCGACAUUCUACUCUUCUUGACUGGUCAGGAGGAAAUCGACACGUCAUGCGAGAUUUUGUACGAAAGAAUGAAGGCUCUUGGGCCUAGUGUUCCAGACUUGCUCAUCCUGCCCGUGUAUGCGCAGCUUCCUAGCGAGAUGCAGAGCCGAAUUUUCGACCCAGCGCCUCCUGGAAGUCGAAAGGUUGUCAUUGCUACGAAUAUCGCCGAGACCUCCAUCACCAUUGACGAGAUUUACUACGUUGUCGAUCCUGGAUUUGUCAAGCAAAAUGCGUAUGACCCCAAGCUCGGAAUGGAUUCUCUGGUCGUCACGCCCAUCUCCCAGGCCCAAGCAAAUCAGCGAGCUGGUCGAGCCGGCCGAACUGGCCCUGGCAAGUGUUUCCGUCUGUAUACAGAGGCUGCCUACCAGUCUGAAAUGUUGCCAACAACUAUCCCUGAGAUUCAGAGACAAAACUUGGCGCACACCAUUUUGAUGCUCAAGGCUAUGGGAAUCAAUGACCUAUUGCAUUUUGACUUUAUGGACCCGCCUCCCAUCAACACUAUGUUGACAGCUUUGGAAGAACUGUACGCCUUGAGCGCACUGGACGAUGAAGGCCUGCUGACUCGUCUGGGCCGAAAGAUGGCUGAUUUCCCUAUGGAGCCGUCGCUGGCUAAAGUGCUCAUUGCCGCCGUCGACUAUAAAUGUUCCGACGAGAUGCUGAGCCUUGUCGCCAUGCUGAACUUGCCCAACGUAUUUUAUCGACCCAAAGAGAAGCAGUCGCAGGCUGAUCAAAAGAAAUCCAAGUUUCACGAUCCGCACGGAGACCAUCUGACGCUCCUCAAUGUAUAUAAUGCUUGGAAACACAGCGGCUAUUCUAACCCUUGGUGUUUCGAGAACUUCAUCCAGGCGCGAUCCAUGCGCCGGGCUAAGGAUGUCCGAGAUCAGCUCGUCAAGAUCAUGGACCGCUACAAACACCCCAUUGUAUCCUGUGGACGCAGCACAGAAAAGGUCCGCCAAGCUCUCUGCACGGGAUUCUUCCGCAACGCAGCGCGCAAGGACCCCCAGGAGGGCUACAAGACUCUCACGGAGGGCACACCGGUGUAUCUUCACCCUAGCUCCGCUCUGUUUGGAAAGCAGGCGGAAUGGAUCAUCUACCAUACGCUCGUGCUGACGACCAAGGAGUACAUGCACUGCACGACGAGCAUCGAGCCAAAGUGGCUGGUGGAAGCGGCGCCGACGUUCUUCAAGGUGGCGCCUACGGAUAGACUGAGCAAGCGGAAACAGGCUGAGAGGAUUCAGCCACUGUAUAAUAAAUUUGCGGGCGAGGAUGACUGGAGACUUAGUGCCCAGAAAAGGGGUGGAAGAGGUGGCGGUGGUGGUACAUGGGGUUAG